Molecule: messenger RNA, 3209 nt
Organism: Columba livia (rock pigeon)
Lineage: Eukaryota; Metazoa; Chordata; Aves; Columbiformes; Columbidae
Gene: CTSO
Product: cathepsin O
Exons: 8
Coding region: 257-1342 (361 amino acids)
Cellular component (GO): lysosome
Molecular function (GO): cysteine-type endopeptidase activity
Source: RefSeq, a predicted model, not a curated record
ACGGGCUUUUUCCAAGGGCUGCCGGGCACCCCAAAACACCCCAAAACCGGCAGCAGGACACCUGGAGGAAGCGGAGGCCCCCAGCUCACCGGCCGGCCACAGCACUCCCAGGUCCUGGGGCGGGCCGCCACCAUUUCGUGCCCCGCAAGGCGGGGCAGCCCAGCGAAGUACCAACCCCAGACCCGCUGGAGGAGGAAGCGGGAGACUGGAGAGAGCUCCGCAGCCUGGGGGUGCGGCCUCCAGGCCCCACCCCGGUAUGAUAUGGCGGCCAGGGGAGGGGCGGAGGCCGUUGGGAACCUGCUGGGAGCUCUGCUGCGCGGCUGCGGCGCGGCCGGUCGCUGUCCCCGGGCGACUGAUGGAGAUGUUGGUGCUGGUGCUUCUCUGCUGCCUGCUGCGGGCGGGCAGCGCCACCCUCCUGGCGCCUGCAGGCACCCGGCUUGGGGAGGAGGGCGGCGGGCCGGGCCGCCCGGCGUGGGACGCAGGCAGCCGAGAAGGAGGAGCGGCAGCGGCGGCCCUACGGGAAAGCACUAAAAGAAUUAGAUUACUGAAUUCAUCUUCAAAAGAUAAUAUGACUGCUUUCUAUGGAAUAAACCAGUUUUCUCACCUAUUUCCUGAAGAGUUCAAAGCUAUUUACUUAAGAAGCAUACCUCACAAACUUCCCAGAUACUUAAAAGUGCCAAAGGGAGAGGAAAAACCUUUGCCAAAGAAGUUUGACUGGAGGGACAAGAAAGUAAUUGCAGAAGUGAGAAAUCAGCAAACAUGUGGAGGCUGCUGGGCUUUCAGCGUUGUGGGUGGUAUAGAGUCUGCCUAUGCAAUUAAAGGACAUAAUCUGGAAGAGCUCAGCGUGCAGCAGGUUAUUGACUGCUCAUACAAUAAUUAUGGCUGCAGUGGAGGAUCCACUGUUAGUGCUUUGAGCUGGCUGAACCAGACAAAAGUAAAACUCGUGAGAGAUUCCGAAUAUGCUUUUAAAGCUCAGACAGGACUGUGCCAUUAUUUUGGUCACUCAGAUUUUGGAGUUUCAAUAACAGGAUUUGCUGCAUAUGACUUCAGCGGCCAGGAAGAAGAAAUGAUGAGGAUGCUCGUUAACUGGGGUCCUUUGGCCGUAACAGUAGAUGCAGUCAGCUGGCAGGAUUAUCUUGGGGGGAUCAUACAGUAUCACUGCUCCAGUGGAAGAGCAAAUCAUGCUGUUCUCAUCACUGGUUUUGACAGAACAGGUAGUAUCCCUUACUGGAUUGUACAGAACUCUUGGGGGCCUGCGUGGGGAAUAGAUGGCUAUGUUCGUGUUAAGAUAGGGAGCAACGUCUGUGGUAUAGCAGAUACAGUUUCAUCGGUAUUUGUUUGACACUUACUGACCCAAGACUGAUUAACAUUUGGAUAAUAGUUUGACACACACUUUAUGUGAAGAUUUACUUCAACAUUUUCUAAAAUAAGAAAGGACUGUAAGGGCAAUUCCUGCUUUUAAGCAGUACAGGAUUGAGUUGGUGGGAAUUUUUAAAUGUGGUUUUGUUUGGAAUGUGCGAUGCAUAUCAAAGCUCUCAUGGAAUCAGAAGACUCUGAAUCAACUGCAGAGUACACAAAAAGACGUUACAAAGAUGGACUAAAACUGUGAAUGUGAAGUCUAUCCAAGUGUUGAAUAUUACUCCAUUAAAAAAAAAAAAGGAAAAGGAAAGGAGUGAUGAAAAAUAAGGAAUUGGAUGAAAUAAUCAAUAGUAUGACAGAAUAUAAUCAAAAUGCUGUGAAUAUAAGAAGAACCAUGAUUAGGUCUGCUUUUAUUGGCUAGGAAGGAAGGGCAGGUAGAAGAAUAUAUUCUCUCUGUUUUGCUUUGAUUCCUCUCUUGGCUUUUCUAGCACCUUUGACAAACACAUUUUGCCUCCUUUUUGUGAAAUCCUACUUUUUCUCUACAUCUAGAAUAGUAGAAGAGGGAAAUGGGGAGUCAAAGUUGUUUCCUGAGUAUCCACUGUCUCUGAAGUGCCACAGUCCUUCACUUUCAGUCUUCAGACCUUCAUCGGGUAAAUACAACUUCAGAGCUCUUCAGAGCUGGGAGUGUGUUUUGCAGAGUGCCUGAAAUAUUUAUUAGAUGGAUAGAAAAGGAGUAACUGUAUUUGAGACAAACUGAGGCAGUUCUAGUGGUUUAACAUCCUUUGUCCUGGGAGGAUGUAUGUGUUUUCAAAUCAGCCUUUCCGUGCUUUGAGAGCUCUGUCAGGUCCAUGCCUCCUCUCUUCUCUACUUCAUAAAUAAGUGAAGCCAGUGCAAAGCAGAAAUUAAAAACCUUAUUUAUUAUAGAAAAAAAUGGUGAGGGUGGGGUUUGUUAAUAUAUAUUGAGCACCUUUAGAAAAUCAGCAGUUAUACAAUACUGCAAAUAGAGUGGAUGUUAAAUUUCCAUACAUUAAUUGAAUUAAUAUAGGUGGGACUUGCUGGCAAUCAAAAGGCCCUGUUGACCUGUAAAAUUGUGUUUAGAGGCAAAUGUAAUUAAGAUUCACAACCAAACAUGUAAUUCCAAAAUGCUUUGAGUCUUUCAUCUUGAAUGCUUUACCUGUGUCCUUUCUAAAGCACUACUAUGAAAAGUAUUGAAGCAAUUCUGUAGUUUUUUGCAUUCAGUUACUGUACCUUGUCAAUAGAUCACCACAUUAUUAUCUUUUUAUGACAAAUGCAAUCAUAAUAGUCUAUUGUAAGUAUUAUAAUUUUAGUCCUUCUGCUUCUAAGUGUUAAUAUUUUAAAUUAAAGGAAGACCAAGUGCUAUGUUCUCGCUAUUUCAUGUUCUGCUACUUACUGAAUUUACUGGCUGAAAACUUCAGAUUAACAAGAGGGGAAGUCUUCUGUAGUCUUACAGUCUUCUGUAGUAUGGCCUUCCCUUAGCAGUUUACAAACAACAAUAGCACUCCUCCGCAACUGGAAAAAAAUAGCCAAAGGUCCUAAUUGACAUUGUUGAGAGUAAUGUUGUUAUAGUAGUAUCAAAAACUGACGUUCCACCAGUGGUUUUGAGGUGGUACUACUAAGUAUUAGUACCUAAAGUGCUAAGAUAAAGAACAACUCACCAGAAAUUAAGGCCUACAGUGUAUUUCCAAGGGAAGCAUUUAAAAAGACAAGAGUCUAUCAAUAAGAAGACAACACAGCUUUAUCAAUAUUCUAUGGCCAAAUUUGCCUUGCUUUUAUCAUAUAUCCAUUUUAUCCCUAUUUCAAUGAAAUUUUUAAUAAAAAAUCACUGUAAA